Messenger RNA from Klebsormidium nitens, 1059 nucleotides. NCBI's taxonomy places the organism in Eukaryota, Viridiplantae, Streptophyta, Klebsormidiophyceae, Klebsormidiales, Klebsormidiaceae. The record is from the annotation of a GenBank genome assembly.
AUGGCUUCUUCAUCUGGGAUGGCCGCCCCUUCGUCGAGCCAGAGUGCAGAGCGGAAAGCGACGCCAUCUGGCAUUGAGACUCGAGAGGAGUUGUCUGGCUCUGAGAAGCUGCAGAAGGCCAGCAUCUUCUUGUCGGAUAAGAGGUCCGAGUACUUGAGAGAGUUGAAGGCACUGGUUGCGGAUCCUGGGAAUCGUGACUCGGACGAGAAGGUUACGCACUUCUACAGGCUGAUUGAGGAGCUGGCGUGGGUGGACCAGGAUCAGGCAUUUGACAUCUACAUGCAGUGGUGUCUGCAGAAUCCAAAUAUCCGUCAGCAGAAGCUUAUCCUGGGCCUGAAUUGCCUUGCGACGGCGUACGUGCUGAGCGUGAUGUACCUGGACGGCGUGAAGCUGGGCGACGUGCAGGCGACGAUCGGGGGCAUGUUCACCGCGGCCUUCUUCAUGUUCCUCUCCAACGCCAAGCCCCUCGAGACGCUCUCCCGCGAGCGGCCGCACCCCAACAUCUUCUCGCUGUACGUCAUCCUGUCGUUGCUGGGCCAGUUCGCCAUCCACAUCACGUUCCUGAUCACGGCCGUGCGCGGCGCGACCGCCUACAUGCCGGAGCAGUGCAUCGAGCCGGACUCGAGCUUCCACCCCAACCUAGUUAACACCGUCUCGUACAUGGUCAACAUGAUGAUCCAGGUGGCAACUUUUGCGGUGAACUACGUGGGCCACCCGUUCAACGCGAGCAUAACUGAGAACAAGCCCUUCUACUACGCGCUCCUCUCAGCUGGCGUCUUCUUCUGGGUGCUCACGUCGGACACCAUUCGGCCCCUGAACGACUACAUGGAGCUCGUGCCCUUGCCCCGAGAUUUCGGCAACAAGCUGCUGCUCAUGUCCGCCUUGGACUUUGCGCUCGCCUAUUGUUUGGAGAGGGUGCUUCGCAAGCUGCUCCCGGCCAAGAUACCAAAUAGUUACAAGGGCCAGUCAAGUAAAGCGGAUAGACAUUUGCUCGAGGCGAAGAAAAUGAAUCAGCAAGGACCAUUUAUGUACGGAGAGCCGGGCCUGACGAACAGCUAA